Messenger RNA from Choloepus didactylus (southern two-toed sloth), 1650 nucleotides. It is a transcript of the gene CABP1, whose product is annotated as calcium binding protein 1. Lineage: Eukaryota; Metazoa; Chordata; Mammalia; Pilosa; Megalonychidae. Gene Ontology annotation, molecular function: calcium ion binding. The record is from RefSeq and is a predicted model, not a curated record.
AGAACCGGGGGUGGGCUUUCGGGGGGACAGCCGGCGGCUCCCCCCAGAUACCGCACCGCCAGGCACCGGGGAGCUCCGGGGUCCGGGCGCAGAGGCUGCGCUGUCACAUGGGUGGCGGCAACGGGGCCGCAUUUAAGCGGCCGGGGGACGGCGCCCGCCUGCAGCGAGUCCUCGGGCUGGGCUCCCGCCGGGCGCCCAGCUCCCUGCCCGCAGGGGGCCCCGCGCGCGCCGCCCCGCGCCGCCCCCCGCCGCCCCCGCCGGGCCAUGCCAGCGCCGGCCCCGCCGCGAUGAGCUCGCACAUCGCCAAAAGCGAGUCCAAGACGUCGCUGCUGAAGGCGGCGGCGGCGAGCGGGGGCAGCCGGGCUCCCCGCCACGGCCCUAUCCGGGAGUCGGGGCUGUCCGGCCGCCGGUUACCGGGCGCCUGCCCCGCCACCCCGCCGCCACCCGGGGACCCCAGUUCGCGGAGGCCCUUGUGCCGGCCCGCGCCGCGAGAGGAGGGCUCGCGGGGGCACCGGCGCGGGCUCCCCCAGGCGCACGGCAGGCCCCGGGAGGCGCUGCUGGCCGUGGCGCCCCGACCUUCGCCGCCGUCGCCGCUGCCGCCGGCCCGCGGGCGGGAUGGGGAGGAACGGGGACUGUCCCCGGCGCUCGGCCUCCGGGGCUCCUUGCGAGCCCCGGGCCGCGGGGACUCUGCUCCCGCCGCCGCGUCCGAGGCGGACCCGUUCCUCCACCGACUGCGCCCCAUGCUCAGCUCCGCCUUCGGCCAGGACAGAUCACUGCGGCCAGAGGAGAUUGAAGAGCUCCGAGAGGCCUUCAGAGAAUUUGAUAAGGACAAGGAUGGCUACAUCAACUGCCGGGACCUGGGCAAUUGCAUGCGCACCAUGGGCUACAUGCCCACUGAGAUGGAGCUCAUCGAGCUGUCCCAACAGAUCAACAUGAACCUGGGUGGCCACGUGGAUUUUGAUGACUUCGUGGAGCUAAUGGGGCCUAAACUCCUGGCAGAGACGGCAGAUAUGAUCGGGGUAAAGGAACUGCGGGAUGCUUUCCGAGAGUUCGACACCAACGGUGAUGGAGAGAUAAGCACCAGUGAGUUGCGAGAGGCCAUGAGGAAGCUCCUGGGUCAUCAGGUGGGACACCGAGACAUAGAAGAAAUUAUCCGAGAUGUGGACCUCAAUGGGGAUGGAAGAGUGGACUUUGAAGAGUUUGUCCGGAUGAUGUCCCGCUGAGGCAGCAAGGGCCCCUUCAGGAUGCCAAGCUCCCGCAGGCGGGGAGAAGAGGAACCAGAGCACACCUCACCCCGCCGUAGCCACCAAGAGCCCAGGAUGUACUGGCGGAUGGGGCCUGCCUGCCCCCCACCCCGGACCCCCACCCCUCCGCACUGUGAAAGACUCACAACUCCUGCAACUGGAAAGGGGGGUGCCCGCCGAGGAGGAGGCCGCGGUGCCAAGCCCCAGCAGAGGUUGUGCCAGGCGCCAAGUGCCACGUGUCCCAGCCGCUGCUGGCUGGGUGGGCCAGGGAGCCCUCCAGCAGCCCCCACACAGCAUGUCCGCUCCGGGAGGCCCAGCCUCUCGCCGCCCUUAGCUCUGUGCCCGACCCAGCUCGCCUCAGCCCUGUUAUCUCAGAAACAAUAAAAACAUUUCCAAGAGGACAGCA